AUGGCUUCCAGCCCGCUGCCAGGGCCCAACGACAUCCUGCUGGCGUCGCCGUCGAGCGCCUUCCAGCCCGAAGCGCUGAGCCAGCCGCGGCCGGGCCACGCCAACCUCAAACCCAACCAGGUGGGCCAGGUGAUCCUCUAUGGCAUUCCCAUCGUGUCGUUGGUGAUCGACGGGCAGGAGCGCCUUUGCCUGGCACAGAUCUCCAACACUCUCCUCAAGAACUUCAGCUACAACGAGAUCCACAACCGCCGUGUGGCGCUGGGCAUCACGUGCGUGCAGUGCACGCCGGUACAGCUAGAGAUCCUGCGGCGCGCCGGGGCCAUGCCCAUCUCCUCCCGCCGCUGCGGCAUGAUCACCAAGCGUGAGGCCGAGCGCCUGUGCAAGUCUUUCCUGGGCGAAAACCGGCCGCCCAAGCUGCCCGACAACUUCGCCUUUGAUGUGUCGCACGAGUGUGCCUGGGGCUGCCGAGGCAGCUUCAUCCCCGCGCGCUACAACAGCUCGCGCGCCAAGUGCAUCAAGUGCAGCUACUGCAACAUGUACUUCUCGCCCAACAAGUUCAUCUUCCACUCCCACCGAACUCCUGACGCCAAGUACACGCAGCCCGACGCCGCCAACUUCAACUCGUGGCGUCGCCAUCUCAAGCUCACAGACAAGAGUCCCCAGGACGAGCUCGUCUUCGCCUGGGAGGACGUGAAGGCCAUGUUCAACGGCGGGAGCCGCAAGCGCGCGCUGCCCCAGCCCGGCGCGCACCCGGCCUGCCAUCCGCUCAGCUCGGUUAAGGCUGCGGCCGUAGCCGCCGCGGCUGCGGUGGCCGGAGGUGGAGGACUGCUGGGCCCUCACCUGCUGGGGGCGCCGCCGCCGCCACCACCGCCGCCGCCGCCGCCGCUGGCCGAGCUGGCAGGCGCGCCACACGCCCAUCACAAGCGGCCGCGCUUCGACGACGACGACGACUCGCUGCAGGAGGCGGCAGUAGUGGCUGCCGCCAGCCUCUCGGCCGCUGCCGCCAGCCUUUCUGUGGCCGCGGCCUCCGGCGGCGCUGGAGCAGGUGGAGGCGGCGCGGGAAGCGGCUGCGUUGCGGGGGUAGGCGCCGGCGUGGGGACAGGGGCGGGCGCCAAAGGCCCGCGCAGCUACCCUGUCAUCCCGGUGCCCAGCAAGGGCUCGUUCGGGGGCGUGUUGCAGAAGUUCCCGGGCUGCGGGGGACUCUUCCCGCACCCUUACACUUUCCCGGCCGCGGCCGCCGCCUUUGGUUUGUGCCACAAGAAGGAGGACGCGGGGGCCGAAGCCCUAGGAGGUGCAGGCGGCGGGGGUGCGGCGCCCAAGACAGGCCUGUCUGGGCUCUUCUGGCCCACGGGCCGCAAGGACGCUUUCUACCCGCCCUUCUGCAUGUUCUGGCCGCCGCGGACCCCCGGCGGGCUGCCGGUGCCCACCUAUCUGCAGCCGCCCCCGCAGCCGCCCUCAGCUCUAAGCUGUGCGCUGGGCGACAGCCCGACCCUGCUGCGCCAGGCUUUCCUGGACCUAGCAGAGCCAGGUGGCACGGGAGGGAGUGCCGAGGCCGCUCCGCCGCCCGGCCAGCCCCCUCAGGUGGUAACCAACGGCCCGGGCUCUGGCCCGCCGCCUCCUGCUGGGGGCGCUGGCGCUCGCGACGCGCUCUUCGAGUCGCCCCCGGGCGGCAGCGGCGGGGACUGCAGCGCGGGCUCCACUCCGCCCGCAGACCCUGGCGCCACGUCGGGGGCCGGAGCCGGGGCGGGAACUGGCGCCCGGGUGCCGGCGCCUCACCACCCACACCUUCUGGAGGGGCGCAAAGCGAGCGGUGGCGGCUACCACCAUUCGAGCGCUUUUCGGCCUGUAGGCGGCAAGGACGACUCGGAGAGCCUGGCCAAGCUGCAUGGGGCGUCGGCUGGCGCUUCGCACUCGACCCCGGCACAUCACCAUCAUCAUCAUCCCCACCCGCACCACCACCACCACCACCACCACCAUCCCCCGCAGCCGCCGUCACCGCUGCUGCUGCUGCCCCCUCAACCAGACGAGCCGGGAUCUGAGCGCCACCACCCGGCUCCGCCGCCACCCCCGCCACCGUUGGCCCCGCCGUCGCACCACCGAGGCCUUCUGUCCCCCGGGGGCACCAGCUGCAGCUACCCCAGCGAGGACAGCUCGGAGGACGAGGACGACGAGGAGGAAGAACAGGAGGUGGACGUGGAGGGCCACAAGCCCCCGGAGGGCGAGGAAGAGGAGGAGGAAGGUCGAGACCCCGACGAUGACGAGGAGGAAGAUGAGGAGACCGGGGUCCUGCUGGGGGACCCCUUAGUCGGGGCCGGCCGGUUCCUUCAGGGUCGAGGGCUGUCGGAGAAAGGGAGCAGCCGGGACCGCGCGUCGGCUGCCGCGGGGGCUUUCCCACUUGCCCUGAACUCCUCCCGGCUGCUGCAGGACGAGGCGAAACUGGGUGACCCUGGCGGCGCGGACCUGCCCCCACCUCCGCCCCCGCCUCUGGCCUCCCAGAAAGCGGGCGGCGGCGGCCGCAGCAGCCCGGACAGCCCGGUCCACCAUCCAUCACUGGAGGAGCAGCCCUCCUACAAAGAUAAUCAGAAAACUAAGGAAAACAACCAAAUUAUAUUGUCUACAAAAGAAGACAGUUUUUCAGAUAAGAACAAGGAGCAUGGCUUUUUCGUCACAGAAUCUGAGACUUCUGGAGGAGAUUUUUGGAGAGAAAGAGCAGGUGAACACACACAAGAAACCAAUUCACCUCAUUCACUCAAAAAGGAUGUAGAAAAUAUGGGGAAAGAGGAACUUCAGAAGGUUUUAUUUGAACAAAUCGAUUUACGGAGACGACUAGAACAAGAAUUCCAGGUGUUGAAAGGAAACACGUCUUUCCCAGUAUUCAAUAAUUUUCAGGAUCAGAUGAAAAGGGAACUAGCCUACCGAGAAGAAAUGGUGCAACAGUUACAAAUCAUACCCUAUGCAGCAAGUCUGAUCAGGAAAGAAAAGCUUGGUGCCCAUCUCAGCAAAAGCUAA
Molecule: messenger RNA, 3009 nt
Organism: Chrysochloris asiatica (Cape golden mole)
Lineage: Eukaryota; Metazoa; Chordata; Mammalia; Afrosoricida; Chrysochloridae
Gene: SKOR2
Product: SKI family transcriptional corepressor 2
Exons: 7
Coding region: 1-3009 (1002 amino acids)
Biological process (GO): negative regulation of BMP signaling pathway; negative regulation of transcription by RNA polymerase II
Cellular component (GO): nucleus; transcription regulator complex
Molecular function (GO): SMAD binding; DNA-binding transcription factor activity, RNA polymerase II-specific; RNA polymerase II cis-regulatory region sequence-specific DNA binding
Source: RefSeq, a predicted model, not a curated record